Molecule: messenger RNA, 1791 nt
Organism: Lepus europaeus (European hare)
Lineage: Eukaryota; Metazoa; Chordata; Mammalia; Lagomorpha; Leporidae
Gene: CLK1
Product: CDC like kinase 1
Exons: 13
Coding region: 108-1562 (484 amino acids)
Biological process (GO): protein phosphorylation; regulation of RNA splicing
Cellular component (GO): nucleus
Molecular function (GO): protein tyrosine kinase activity; ATP binding
Source: RefSeq, a predicted model, not a curated record
GGGCUGUCAGCUCCAUUUUGUGCUCGGCGUCCGUCGCAGCCAGCUGGGCGCUCUGCGUUGUUCACCUUGCAAGCUUUGCCUCCUCCAGCGUGGAGUCUGGCGGAACGAUGAGACACUCAAAGAGAACCUACUGCCCGGAUUGGGAUGAAAAGGAUUGGGAUUGUGGAAAAUGGAGAAGCAGCAGCAGUCACAAGAGAAGGAAGCGAUCACCCAGCAGUGCUCGGGAGAACAAGCGCUGCAAAUACAAUCUCUCUAAAACAUCUGAUAGCUAUUAUUUGGAAAGCAGAUCUAUAAAUGAGAAAGAUUAUCAUAGUCGACGCUACAUUGAUGAAUACAGAAAUGACUACAGUCAAGGAUGUGACCUUGGACAUCGCCAUAGAGACCAUGAGAGCAGAUACCAGAACCAUAGUAGCAAGUCCUCUGGUAGAAGUGGAAGAAGUAGUUAUAAAAGUAAACAUAGGAUUCACCACAGUACUUCACAUCAUCGUUCACAUGGGAAGAGUCACCGAAGGAAAAGAACCAGGAGUGUAGAGGAUGAUGAGGAGGGUCACCUGAUCUGUCAGAGUGGAGACGUACUAAGUGCAAGAUAUGAAAUUGUUGAUACUUUAGGUGAAGGAGCUUUUGGAAAAGUCGUGGAGUGCAUUGAUCAUAAAGCGGGAGGUAGACAUGUAGCAGUGAAAAUAGUUAAAAAUGUGGAUAGAUAUUGUGAAGCUGCUCGCUCAGAAAUACAAGUUCUGGAACACUUAAACACAACAGAUCCCAAUAGUACUUUCCGCUGUGUGCAAAUGUUGGAGUGGUUUGAGCAUCAUGGUCACAUUUGCAUUGUGUUUGAAUUACUGGGACUUAGUACUUACGACUUCAUUAAGGAAAAUGGUUUUCUACCAUUUCGACUGGAUCAUAUCAGGAAGAUGGCAUAUCAGAUAUGCAAGUCUGUGAAUUUUUUACACAGUAAUAAGUUGACUCACACAGACUUAAAGCCUGAGAACAUCUUAUUUGUACAGUCUGACUACACAGAGGCAUAUAAUCCCAAAAUGAAACGUGACGAGCGAACUUUAAUAAAUGCAGACAUUAAAGUUGUAGACUUUGGAAGUGCGACAUAUGAUGAUGAACAUCACAGUACGUUGGUAUCUACAAGACACUACAGAGCACCUGAAGUUAUUUUAGCUCUAGGCUGGUCCCAACCAUGUGAUGUCUGGAGUAUAGGCUGUAUCCUCAUUGAGUACUAUCUGGGGUUUACAGUAUUUCCAACACAUGAUAGUAAGGAGCACCUAGCAAUGAUGGAAAGGAUUCUUGGACCUCUGCCCAAACACAUGAUACAGAAAACCAGGAAACGUAAAUAUUUCCAUCAUGAUCGGUUAGACUGGGAUGAGCACAGCUCUGCCGGCAGAUACGUUUCCAGGCGGUGUAAACCUUUGAAGGAAUUUAUGCUUUCCCAGGAUGCUGAACAUGAGCUUCUCUUCGACCUCAUUCAGAAAAUGUUGGAAUAUGAUCCAGCCAAAAGAAUCACUCUCAAGGAAGCCUUAAAGCAUCCUUUCUUUUAUCCACUUAAAAAAACUAUAUAGAUUGUAUUGUAUAGCUCUCUUGAAGAGAUUUUAUAGACUGUAUCAGUCUACUUUUUAAAUACUAAGUUAUUUUGUACAGCUUUGUAAAUUUCCUAAAUUUUUGUAUUGCCAUGUUUAUUUUGUUUGGUUAAAUUGAUUUGUUAAUAAGUACAUAGCUAAAGUAAUAAACAUCAUUUUCAGUAAUUAUAAAAUGGUUUAUUCCGAAUAAACUUUGGGCUUAUGAAAUUUA